Molecule: messenger RNA, 999 nt
Organism: Hyaloscypha bicolor E
Lineage: Eukaryota; Fungi; Ascomycota; Leotiomycetes; Helotiales; Hyaloscyphaceae
Exons: 5
Coding region: 1-999 (332 amino acids)
Source: RefSeq, a predicted model, not a curated record
AUGGCGAUUCUGCAUGGCUGCCCCGGCGUCAAGGUGACCAUUGUGUCGAAUGGGCAGGCUCUCAACGAAUAUCCUGACGAGGAUAUGGCAUUCAACAAUAAAGACUACUCUGCCCCACUCUCUCGACGGGCCAUGGCAUAUAUUGAGUGUACCUCGGACACUGAGUUUGGAAUUAAGUGGGAGAUCACUCCCGAGUACAAGCCGGAGGUUCCUCACACGCACCUUCGAUUCCGCUCCUUCCUUGAUGGCAAGAGAAUUGGAGGUGACACCGUCAGAACAUCCCCGUCUAGCUCUUGGAGCGCUACGAUGUCUGAUACGUGUGAUCGUAUCAAUGAUCACGAGGUUGUUUUGCGCAAGUUGAUCUUCAAAACUAUCAAGAAGGUUGACGAUAUGGAUUCUGCAAGAGUCAAAGCCGACGCUAAGCUCGCAGAUGGACUUGGUGAAAUUCUGGUUGUUGUCCACCGCUGCAACAAAAUAGGCUCCGUACAAAACUCUCGUCGGCACAACCCUGCUCCGAGAACUCAAACAACGACUGAAAUUGCAGAGAAAGCUCUCAAGGGCCGAGCGAUUUCGCAUGGCGUUGGCUUUGGACCAGAUACGCGGGUUCAUAGACCCCAACACGCCUCAGCCGCAAAAGUGUCAUACGUCGAUGGCGUGCAACUCCCUCUAUGUAUUUUCAGAUUCAAGUAUCGCUCCCGAGAGGCUCUCCAACAAGAACUCAUAAUUCCUCGAUCCCCUUCGCCAGAUCUUGUUAUUGGCCCUCUCAAUCUAAGAAACGAGAAUAAUGCCAAUGCGUCUCUCUCAAAAGAGGAACGCUUGGCACAAUUGAAGCGAGAAAUUGAGGAGAUAAAGUCCGAAGUGAAGGAUGAGGAAGGAAGCCAAGCACCCCGAAAACGGGAACGAGAUGCUUCUGGCGAACAGGCCGGGGGACGGGCCAACAAGGCUAGUCGACAUAGUCGUGCCGAGCCCAUUGAGUGUAUUGACCUAACAGAGGACUGA